AUGGAGAGACUGGCAUUCUUCUGGGAAGAAUUUCAGACUUACCAACUCUUCAAAACAGAAAAGGAAAUUAGGAAGUUCUUCGGAGGGCUCAGAACAGCAGCCAGGAAUAUUUUGGAAGUGAGGAGGUGUGAGAGGAGUAUAGGCGGUACCAUGGAGCUGUGGUCAGGAGGAGCGGCCGAAGGGGCCACCCUUCGUUUAUGCAGAUUCGGCGCCAGGAUUGGCGCCCAUUUCGCGGCGCGAGACGCAGAGACAAACCGUCUGGCCGGCGUCUUGCCCCCCGAAAUUCAACAGGAACGACUGACUCAAGGACUGGAUAAAUCGAACGGUGCUGCCAAAACGUUAGGCGCCGCCCACACUUCGCCGUUGGCCGCUUUCCAAGUUCUGUCCGUUCGGCGUUCGUCCUUCAAAUCGGCGACUAGGAAAAACUUUCCUUCGCAACUUGCCAACAGAUUUCCAUCGCUCAUUCAUUCAAGUUCGAUGGGAUCAAUACCUGCUAGCCACUUUUGA
Messenger RNA from Caenorhabditis auriculariae, 507 nucleotides. The record is from the annotation of a GenBank genome assembly. Lineage: Eukaryota; Metazoa; Nematoda; Chromadorea; Rhabditida; Rhabditidae.